UCUUACGUCAUCUGUAACUUCCUCUAGCAGGUUUAACCGAAAACGGACAGCCAAUCUCUGUGGAUUUUCAUUUUAGUCACUCUAAGCCUUAAUACUACUCAUCAUAUUCUUUCAUACAAAAUUACAUGCUGAAAAUCAAAUUUUACAUUUGUACGUUGUCUGAAUAACUUGGGUAUAAGAUGGCGAGCAUCCUUUUUUUUUUCUAAGCAGUGUCGCUCAUAUCGAACCACGUUUUCCGGGACUAAAACUCGCUACAGAAAUUGAAGAGGACACUUGUAAUUCCACAUAAAAUCAAUAAUUUCAAGCAGGCGCCAACAUCCUUUAGAACGAGUUGUUCAUGUGCAGAUCGUUUUAGUCCACGGCUGUUACGAUCUUUUUCCAUAAUGACCACGGGAAAGGACUACUAUCUUGAACAUAAACAUGAACUUGUGCCGAACCAUAUGUUUCCAGACAACGAUUAUUAGUGGUUAAUGGAGUGUCUGAUAUUAAUGAAAUGCCGUCUUUUAAAACACCCCGCGGGCAACGUUUUGCUUUUACAGGUAUGUAAAAACAGAUUAUUCGCAUGGACAGGUUUUGGAUUUUUUUUUUCCAUACUUCACUCCAUCAAAUCUAUCUGUCCUCUUUCAUACUGUGCCAAGUGCCGUUCAGUGAACUUAAACAGGCUGUUUUCUUAGCAUAUGGCAUCGGCAACUUCGACGAAAGGCAGCUCUACUGCUUGUAGCAACGUGCAAGCUGAAAAGAGAACCAUUCGCGAAAGAACAGCGUUAAUGAUAAACAAUCCUCUUAUGAGCGAUGUCAAGUUUGCAAUCUCACAUGAUACAAACUCCACGAGCAAGGAUCAUGGAAGUGAAUUAAUAUACGCUCACAAAUUCCUGCUGUCCCUUGGCAGCCCUGUGUUUCAAGCCAUGUUUUACGGUAAUAUGGCUGAUCCUAGGCAAGAGAUUCCUCUCUCCGACUGCCAUCCUCGGAGUUUUGUUGAGUUCAUUCGGUAUUUAUAUUCGGAUGAAGUGCACUUGACCUCUGGGAACGUGUUUGAACUUUUGUAUUUGGCGAAGAAAUACAUCGUCCCUUUCCUGGCGGAGAGUUGCUGCCGUUUCUUGACAGCGGAGUUAAGAGAAAGCAAUGUGUUUAGGAUCUUGGAGCACGCUAGGCUGUUCUCCGAGUCUGACCUUGAGCAGCGCUGCUGGCGGCUAUUAGAGAUCAAAACAAGCGCUUGCCUUCAGAGCGAAGGACUCCUCUGGAUUAGUCGCGACACUCUUUCAUCACUUCUCAAGAGAGAUGUCCUUACUCUAGUUGACGGAGAGUGCGCUGUCUUCAAAGCUGCAAAGAGAUGGGCGAUUGCCAAAUGCAAAGUGAUAGGUUCGGAAACUACAGGGAAAGCGCUGAGGAAAGUUCUAAAAGAAGCGAUUUACCUGAUUCGUUUUCCUUUGAUGCCUCCCAGAUUGUUUGAAGACAUUGUAAUACCAACGGGAAUUCUUACGGCGGAAGAGGUGUCACAAGUGUACCUGUUCCACAAACAGGGCUUAGUCACUGCCGGUUACACGAAAUUUUCCUGUAUACCUCGUGGCCCUCGGCUUCAAUCAAGAAGUACAGAAGUGCAGUUGUGUCGCUGUUACAGGUACAGAGAAAAUCAAACGUUUCCCAGUUCUGAAAGUUUCAGCACUGUUUCGGAAAGCUUGAAGUUCUCGACCAAUAAAGAAGUCUACUUUGCAGGGGUUCGCCUUUACGCCCACAAAGACGAGGGUAGACAGUUUUCAGUACAACUGAAAAUAUCUAGAUGCCACGGAUUAAAAGAAGAGGUGUCUGCAGUGAGCGGAACAUUUACUGUGAAAGGAGAGCCAUGGGAUGGAGGCAGUAGGUUGGGAUUCGACGUGAUAGUUUCAAAACCCUUCCUCGUGUCGAGGGAAGCUCAAUUCAUUAUCAAGAUUACAAUUACGGGAAACGAUGAGACAAGAGCAUCUUCAAAUAAAUGCAUUUCGAUGAAGUUUGUGAAGUGUGAAGGUGUUGAGUUUAAAUUCGAGGGACAGUCCAGACAGAUAUUGGAGCUAUUAUUCUACAAAGUGGAUGAACAAUUUUCGUAUGACGUUAUAGGUCUCAGCAAAAUGCAUGCACACAUUGGUGAAAAGUGAUAAUGAAGAACAGUACAAUGAGCAAUGCUUACAAAAUUUCAUCAGUUGUGCGAGAUGAGACAAAACGAAACCGAAAAAGACAAAAGAAAAUUGAUAAAAGUUAAAUUAUAUAUGGAAAUGUUUAAUUUGAAUGGCAAAUCUUUCAACAGCUUGUUAUAUUUCAUCAAUAUAACAACACCAACCGAUUCUUUUAAGAGAAAAGUGCAGGUUUGACCGGGGGUAAAGGGUAGCUCUCAGGAUUGUAAUUUUCUUUCACGAACGUUUUCGGAACCUCCGAAUCUGAAGCUCUUGCAGAUAACAGCAAUAGAACAAGCUAAAAUCUCGUUUAGACCUUGUGAUCUCUUGCAUUCCCUUCCGUCCCCUUUACUUUUAGGGGCUAGCUCCAAAACUUUUCUGUUCCUUUUAGGCUCUAGGCUCCAGCUAACCAUUACUUUCCUUAUUAUUUUGUUUAAUCAACUUGUAAAGUGUAUAAUACUUAAUUCUUAUCUAAUUCAUGUUAGCGUGAGGAUCUUUGUGACCUCAGGCUUGCGUUAUUCUCUGGAAGUGGCACUUGGUCACUUCAAUGAAAACAGAAGGAGUAUGGGAUAACAGAAUCAGGGAUUUAUAUUUU
Messenger RNA from Orbicella faveolata, 2739 nucleotides. Its product is annotated as BTB/POZ domain-containing protein 6-B-like. Gene Ontology annotation, cellular component: cytosol. Gene Ontology annotation, molecular function: protein binding. Gene Ontology annotation, biological process: neurogenesis. The record is from RefSeq and is a predicted model, not a curated record. NCBI's taxonomy places the organism in Eukaryota, Metazoa, Cnidaria, Anthozoa, Scleractinia, Merulinidae.